This is a messenger RNA of Colletotrichum orchidophilum, 585 nucleotides long. RefSeq lists its product as uncharacterized. Lineage: Eukaryota; Fungi; Ascomycota; Sordariomycetes; Glomerellales; Glomerellaceae. The record is from RefSeq and is a predicted model, not a curated record. The transcript has 2 exons. The coding region runs from base 1 to 585 and encodes 194 amino acids.
AUGGGUGACUGGGGCCACCGUGUCAACAUCGUAGAGAUGCAGCAAAUGUACCUGGAAGCUGUACAAGUCAGCCUCGUGGACAUGGAGGUGGAUAUUGGGCGAUACGAAGACAGCUAUGUCCUCGAUAAGGUGAUGAGGAAGAAUCGCGUAGGGCCUGGAGAAAUUACCAACCGGCCCCGUAGGACAUAUGAAGAUAUGGAACUUGACGCCUUUCCUUCUGGUCCUUGGAUCAAUGAAGAGAACCCGGAACCUCUUGGUGGAACGCGGAAUACAUCGGCCAAGGCAGUGCUACGGCGCAACUUGUGGUGGAAGAUGAUUGGGGCAGUGGUCCGCAGCGCUUUUCUUGUCGGCCCGAUGUGGUUGCUGGUGCUGAAUCGUGAGCUUUAUCUCAAACUUGGGGUAGCCAGAGGCUUCGUCUUUGCUUUUGGACUUCUCAUGGUUGGCUGCGUAGAUCGACUCGAGCAGGUCUUUAUACCAACUCUCAGAUAUGCUGCGGUUCUCAUGGCGUUUGUUGGAGUUAUGUUUGACAAACAGUUUCCUGAGGGCGGAGGAGGUUGGAGAUUCAAUGGAAUUUUCGUGGUAUGA